GAAUCUGAAUAAUGGAAAGCCUGCGUUGCAACUCGCAGACGCCGUGUUUGAAAUCAGAAAGAAAACAAACAGUCCCUGAAAGCAAAAUGAUGAAAAGGUUUCCUGCUUUUGAAUGAAAUGGAGAUCCUGUUAUUGGGCUGCUCCUUUGACCCUCUAUGAUAAUUGGCAACCGUGUUGAACCAAUUUUGUAACUGCACGUCCAAAAGAAAACGUCUACAAUGUUCCCUGCCAAUCACAAAACAGUUUUUGUGUUGGAUCAUACACCACAGUUUGGCUCUUCUUAUGAUUCUGUUGUUGAACUCGAUAUGGGGAACAAACCUCGGGGGUUGAGUAUGAUUCCACUGUCACCUAUUUACAAAAGCCUUUGGACUGCGAGUGUUGAAGCUGCCUUAGAAUACUGUCGAAUUGUGUGGGAUCUGUUCCCAGAGAAAAAAUACGUUCGAUUUGUUGUUAGCGAUACCCGAGGGCAAGUACUGAAUUCGUGGAGUCCUGGUCACCAAAAUCUGGCGUGUAUUCAAAACCAACUGGGUCUCAUUGGAGUGCCUGCUCCUGCCUCUCGUUCUGUCCAGUCUGAAAGUUCCAUUUUCCCGGGAUUACAGGCUGCUGUAGAUGCCAUUUGUCAAUGUACUGAUGUUCAACAUGAAAAGAGGACAUCUCUUAGUGACAAUUCUAAUAAGAUCCUUAAUAGAUCAAGAGUGAUAUGCAUCACAACUCAAAAGGAUAACCAGUCUAUAAAGAAUCUUCAAGAUAUGUUCAUUAAAUUUGUAAAUCAGUCAAACAAAAAGGCUGCAAGUUCUGAUACGUUGAUACCAAUCAAUCACUGCCACCUUGUCAUUUUAAAUGUGACUCCAAGAAAUGGUGAGCCAUGUCUUGUGAAUCCAGUGCCAGCAACAGAUAUUUCUUCAACUGUUACCUCAGAAGUUCAUGCGGUUCUUCCAAAUGGCAACAUUGCUGUGAAACUUUCACAUUUGAUCCUUCAGCACUAUGACCUAGCUUCAACUACAGUGACAGGGAUUCCAAUGAAAGAAGAACAAAAUGCAAGUUCCUCAGCCAACUAUGAUGUGGAGAUUUUUCACCGUUCUGAGGCACACGCAUCAAUAUUAAAAGGGAAUGCCCAGGACACAGCUCUAGUUCGCACUCUAAGGGAAGGCUGUGAGUAUGAUACAGUUACUCUGAAGUGGUGCACUCCUCGCGGUGCAAGUGCAUCAGAAAUGCAUCACUGUACUGUAAUGCACAGAAUUACACCUGUUGAUGUCAAUAGCCGACCUUCAUCAUGUUUAAUAAACUUCCUCCUUAAUGGCCGAUCAGUCAUGCUUGAAAUGCCUCGCAAAAGUGGUGGCAAAGUUCUGUCUCAUAUGCUUGCUGCUCAUGGCGGUGAAAUUUUUGUUCACACUCUUGGCACAUCUCGCAGUGUCUUGGAAGACCCUCCGUCUAUAAGUGAAGGUCCUGGAGGCAGAGUCACUGAUUAUAGGAUUCCAGAUUUUGGCCAGCUUAUGAAAAAGAACAAACUAUUACCUUUAAAGAGGAAACGACCUGAGGGUUCGGAUUCAAAAGAAGACGUCAUAAUGCCUUUGGACCGCAUGCGUCAACGUUUAGAGAGAUAUACAAAACAAUGGCCAAUCACAAUAUCUUCUACAAGUGUUUUUAAUCUUAGACCUGAGCUAGAUCCUUUGUUAAAUGCAAUAGUUAAAGAAACUAUAUCAGAGGAUGAAGUUCUUCAGUGUAAACAGGUUAUUUUGAGUCUCAUUGCACAAGAAACAAGAAAUGAGCCAUUGCAACCAUCAUCAAGUGGGCAACGAACAAAAGGCCCUAAAAGGGAUGAGCAGUACCGACAAAUGUUUGCGGAGCUUGAAAGCCUUAUUAGAUCACAUUGUCGUUCUGAUCAACAUACUGCAGUUCUGAAUUGUCUCCUUGACUGUCGUAAUCGGGCUGAUGAUGAUCCUAAGGCGAAAUUGGAGCGUAAAGAUGAUAAAGUUGAACUUGAUCAAGCUUUGAGAGAACUGGACCAAAUGUCUGCAUCUCCAAACCCUUCAGUGAAUGGCCAGAGAGUAAGUGUGAUAAGAGCAACAACAGACUCGCCUAUGUCACCUCCCGCAAUGUCUGGUCCCACAUUGCCACUUUCAAACUCAAGAGGUCAUUCACGCACAUCUUCACACAGCAUUUACUCUUCUGGUCCCCGCACAGUCCUUGACUUUCUUAUUACAACUUCUGAUUCCAAAGCUACCAGACCAGAAUUUCAUGGAUUAUUAAAUUCUGAAUCAGGGCCCAACGGAAGUAAAGUUGCCAAGUUAUAUGCACACUUAAAUCAGGAUGGGGGAAAAGCUGAUUCAUCUGUAAAUGAAGCUGAAUAGUUUGCAUUUGUUUCUAUUUUAUCUGUGAUCCGUUUAAAUGUUCAAUAGUAGCCCCAUCAAUCUUUUGGAACAGCUUAUUGAUCUCAAAAUUAACACCCUGUAUUCCAAUCGUGUCUACAAUACAGUGUGGCUCAUCCAACAAUUUUUUAAAUGCAUUACUGUAUAAAUUUUACUCCUGUAUAAUAAACUGAAGAUUAAAAAAUACUGAAAUUUA
Thrips palmi is the source of this 2565-nucleotide messenger RNA. It is a transcript of the gene asun, whose product is annotated as integrator complex subunit 13. The record is from RefSeq and is a predicted model, not a curated record. Gene Ontology annotation, cellular component: integrator complex. Gene Ontology annotation, biological process: centrosome localization; regulation of mitotic cell cycle. Lineage: Eukaryota; Metazoa; Arthropoda; Insecta; Thysanoptera; Thripidae. The coding region runs from base 219 to 2351 and encodes 710 amino acids. The transcript has 14 exons.